Messenger RNA from Mus musculus (house mouse), 2767 nucleotides. RefSeq names its product FXYD domain-containing ion transport regulator 6 (gene Fxyd6). Lineage: Eukaryota; Metazoa; Chordata; Mammalia; Rodentia; Muridae. The transcript is spliced from 9 exons. The coding region runs from base 1285 to 1569 and encodes 94 amino acids. The record is from RefSeq and is a predicted model, not a curated record. Gene Ontology annotation, molecular function: ion channel regulator activity. Gene Ontology annotation, biological process: regulation of monoatomic ion transport. Gene Ontology annotation, cellular component: membrane; plasma membrane.
CUCCCGAGUGCUGGGAUUAAAGGCGUGCGCCACCACACUCAGCUGGAGUCAUUCUUUCUUACUCAUUCCUGCUGAGGCAGAUCUAAUGAUUUGGCCUGUCCCUCCCCCUAUCUGCUUACUUCUCUGUCUUCCUGGAGGAAGACCCUGUAAUACUCCUUGUGGCCCUCUUCCUCCACAGGAGGGCCCCUCGACUCACCAACAAGCACACUCACACUUCUGUGAGCAACCCCUUCCUCACACAUACAUAGCCCUCUCUCCCUGACACUUAGGCAGGUGCUUGCACGUCUCCACACACCUUCUCACUUUCCAGCAGCCGUCUCUCGCCCCCGUGAUGGCCUAUUAACUUCUGUCCUCUCAGCUGGAUCUGUGGAUCUCUCAGCUCCAGUCUGGCCCUGUCAAAGCCCCUGUGUGUGGCUGUCUAUCACUGAGUAAUGACAGGUGCGUGGUCUUACCCUUCGUGCCCUCCAGGUGCCUACCCUAAGCCCUUGGGACUUUCUAGAACAUGCAUUGUUCCUGCCUGUUGGAGGUUGGGGGUGACAGUCUUUGUAGACCCAUUCUGAGGCUUCCUUUUUUUUUUAUCUUUAUAUGUCAAAUGAGCUUGGAGAUGGGUGGAGCGAGCUCUGUAAAGCAAUUGAACGUCAUUGGUGAUGACUCCAUCUUGCUGUCCUUAGGAUGACGUCACUGUUCUGUCUCCUCGAUGGUGAUCAUUCCUCCAAGAAGCUCUUUCUAAUUCCUACUCAGCAUUUUGGCCACUCCCACAUUCUAUCCUACAUUCUAUCCCCACCCCCUUAAAGACCUGAGGAAGUCUGGUGAGCCUGUAGAGGAGCCAUCCUGCCCUUGUUCUCAUCACCCAGCCCAUUCCUUUCUUCCCAUGCAUGGUCUUGGAAUGUCUCUUCCUUGGUAGUCUGGAAGACAUCAAAAGGCUGAAGUUAACAGAGUGAGCUGAUUCACUGCUCCAUUUUGGGGCUUGACGAGACCCAGAUGGCAGAGAUGAAGAAGUGAAGGCCUGGAGUUGGGGAAAGUGUGAUGAAAUGCCUCAUACGCUUAAAAUACACCAUUGAGAUUCUCAGGUGUUCUGAGCUUAGGGUGGGUUGUGACUACUUAAAGAGACAGCGAUGCUGAAAUAUCAGUUAACUAAUUACACCACACACACACACACACACACACACACACACGAGCUGUGGCACUCUGGGGAUCGGCCAACCAAGGCACAAGGUCUGCUAUCAUUGCUCCUUCCGUGGCCAGUGUCUUCUCUUCCAGAAGUGACUCCAGGUUAAAGACACCAUGGAGACGGUGCUGGUCCUCUGCAGCUUGCUGGCCCCUGUGGUCCUGGCGAGUGCAGCUGAGAAGGAGAAAGAAAAGGAUCCUUUCUAUUACGACUACCAGACCCUGAGGAUUGGGGGGUUGGUGUUUGCUGUGGUCCUCUUCUCCGUUGGGAUACUUCUCAUCCUCAGUCGCAGGUGCAAGUGCAGUUUCAAUCAGAAGCCCAGGGCUCCAGGUGACGAAGAGGCCCAGGUGGAGAACCUCAUCACUACAAACGCUGCGGAGCCCCAGAAGGCAGAGAACUGAGGUGCAGCCUCCAGCGUGAAGCCUCCAGAAGCCAAGGCCAGCUACCUGACGCUUCAGAGACUGAUGUCGAGGCUUGAGAAAACCGGCUACUUCAUACCAGACCUUUCCCUAGGAGAAGCCAAGAAUGCGUGUUCCCUGUGCCUCUCCCUGCCCCCCACUAACCCCAGUCCUAUAUUAAUGAUGCAACACUUCUCACUGCAGCCGGGCUCUGGACCCUGUCUGUGCCGUGUCUGUGCCGUGUCUGUGCCGUGUCUGUGUGUGUCUGCUGACUGUGGUCGACCGUGGAUUUCAUUGUUUCUGUGAACUGUGUGCUUCCUCUCCCACGCUACCAUCGGCGCCUUGUGUCCUCCUGUGACCUCCAUCUCCUCUUGCUCUCUGGAGUCUGCUCUGUUCCUGAGGAGCCCUAGUCCCAUCUCUGGAUUGAGAGAGAGUUAGUUGUCCCCAGGGCAGGAGUCCCCAGCGGACCCAGGGCUGAGAAAGUUUGUUGCUAUUCUUUGUGGACUCUCAGAAGAAACUUGCUCUGGAUUCCACCAGUUCAGAAGGUCUGUUUGCAGCUGGAGAGUCAUUGCUGCAGGAUCUGCCUUCCAGGGCUCCUUUUCCUUUUAGGGUGUCCACUGCAGAGUCCCCAUCUGCCCCACCCUUUAGGGAACACCCAGGAAAUCUUGCCUCUGGGGAACGAGCUCCUCUCUUAUCUUCCGAGCAAUAACCUGGUAGGCUCUGGAGUCCCCCUGCCUUCAUCCACCUUUCCUGCUUCUAAGACUUCCAUCUCUGGCCCGAUUUAUCUGAGCAGAGGACUCCUUUCUUCUCCGAAGCUGGUCUCUAGCAGGAGAUAGUCAAGGGGACAGGCAGUGGAAAGGGUGGGGACGGUUCUGUCUCUCUGCCUGGUGGUGUGGAUAUGGCAGACUUUGCAGUUUCUUGUCCCUGCCUGUCAGGGGUCAGAGUGGAGAGGGAUGGAAGGGUUCAGGGGCAGCGGGGCUGAGGGUCAGAGAGCAACAGGGUAUGAGCAGCCUGGAUGCAAAGGCCAGAAGUCAAAAGUCAUCAGAGUGGAAACUCACACCGGAGCCUGCCCAACCUGCCUAAUGUGUUCCCUUGGAAACUAACCAAGCCACACUGUGUACUGGGACUGCUGAUCUCUGUCUUGUGAUCUAUAUCCUCUGACAACAGAAAAAUAAAUAAAUACAGCAUUGUUUCCUAGUGA